AUGCUGCCCUUGUGGAUCACUCGCCCACUCAAAUCAUGGCGAGCUUGGAAGGUUUUGCUACGCUCAUGGAUAGCGGUCUUUGCGGCUUUCGUGAUUUUGCUCCCAAAUGCGUCUCUGAGAACGCUGGGGACCGCGUCUUUCUUUUCGCUCAUAACCAGCUUGUUCUUGCCGCCUUACUUUCCAGUGCAACUCACUCUUUUCCUUUUAUCGACCCUCAUGAUGGGUCUAACCUUUGGUUGGGGACUAGGCGUUGCGGCUAUGCGUGCAGCAAAUGCAGUUCGUGACCAAGCGCAUAUACAAGCUGUCGGAGCACAAAUCCACGCGAGCAUCCAAUCGAACCCGGUUUUUCAAGCCAACCCGGCUCUGGCAACUACGACCGCCAUCUUCAAUGGAUGGUUUCUUGAAGUUCGUGCGAGUGUCAUUUAUGGCGUAUUCCUGGCUAUUGGCGCGUUCAUAUUCGGCGCCAUCCGCGCAUACGCACCAAAACUUCUGUUUAUGAGCAUAUUCGGAACCAUUGCCAUCGAUAUAUUCUGUUCCGUUGGCCCUCUAUUCCCCACAAAACGAUACACCAUACUCAACUCAACCGCCAUUUCGAUCUCUUCUUACAUGGCCAUCGCACUCGUGACAACUUUACUGGUCUUCCCCGAAACUAUGAGUCAUCUCGUUAUGGACCAGUUCAGCGAACAACUCACUCGUGUCAAACAACUUCUCGACACUCAAGAUGGCGUUCUUACUGGCGAAAAGAAUGAUAACGCCAAGCAUGUAGAGGAGUUCAAAGCAUUGCGUACUGUUAUUGUGUCUACCCAACAGCAGAUUGGUGCGACAUCGGGAUUCUUGUCUCUGGAAUUCAGCUGGGGACAAUGGAGUGGCGAUGACGUUCGAAGUCUCGAAGACCCCAUGGUUGCACUCAUUAUACGUUCUGGCACCUUGUUAAAUUUUGAUCGACUCGCGGGUCUCGCAGCACCCACCCCAUCCUCGUCGCUCCAAUCAAUUUCUGCGUCCACUGUGUCUCCAGACGCGCACUGGCACGAAACAUCGUUGCUUCAUGGAAUUCACAUCAAACAAACCGCUUUAGAGGCUGAAUACGGUGUUCUUCUUCAAGAUGUCCUUCCACUUCUCGAGGAAGCGACCCGAGAGCUUCGAGGUGUAGUUGGGGAUGCGAUUACGGCUCUCAGUGGUGUGAUCGAUAAUGUCAACCGAACAAGAUGGCAAAGAGGCGGCUCAAAAGACGCCGAGGCCGCUUUGGAUGCCGCUGGCUCCCGUCUUGACAAAGCCAUCCGUGCCUUUCAUGAAACUGGUCGUCUUGGUAUCAUUGCACCAUUUUUACCGCUGCUGGACAAGUAUAUGCGACAGCAAAGCUCAAACACUGCCGCUGGCUAUCAGAUUCCUCUUCGCUCUCUCUACAUCGCCUAUGUCUUCGCUGCCAGUCUAUUGGGUGUCGCAGAAUCCGUUCAAAUUCUCGUUGGGAACGUACAGAGCUUAUGCAACAAACGUGCGCGGCGACGCCUUUGGGCACCCACACAGCUCCGAAGCCUCUGGCAAGUUGUUGUUGCACGAGGUGACGAAGGAGAUGGCGCUUUCGGUGAAGACACUAGCCCACAACGAGCUGGAAACGAUAGUGACAUUACACCCGAGGAAAAAGUUUAUCGCAGAGACCCCGAUAGUCGUCCACCUACCAAUGCGUUACAGAAGGUCAUGCACAUCCUUCACCAUGCUUACCUGUGGACCCAUACCGCGGAGGCCAUUUUCAUCUUCAAAUAUGUUAUUGUCUCUCUUGGUCUAUGGCUUCCCUCUGUUAUUAGAAGCAGUGCCCGCUUCUACUAUGAUGAGAAAGGCAUCUGGGCUCUCAUUAUGGCGCAAACCACACUGAAUAUCUAUGCGGCUGACCAAAUUUUCAACUAUGUCACCCGCCUUGUCGGCACCUUUGUCGGACUCCUGAUUGGAUUGGUGGCUUGGUAUGCCGGUGAUGGGCACGGAAUCGGAAAUUAUUACGGUGCAGCAGCUGCCUACGGCGUCUGUGUCUUUCCACUCGUAUUUUUCCGUGUUUUCGGUCCCGAAAAAUAUCUCGCUGGAACGGUCAUGUGUUGUGCGACAUUUGCCCUCAUUGUUGGCUACUCUUGGAUUGACGGUCAUGCUGUCCAAUUCGCCACACCAGGUAUCGGAUGGACCGUGGCUUGGAAACGUUGGGCGCUCGUUGUUGUUGGUUCAGCCGCAUCGUCGAUUGUGAUGAUGUUUCCGCCUGUAUCUGGACGAAAGGCUGUGCGAACACGAAAUGCGGGUUCUAUUGCCUCUUUGGCUAGCCUCUAUAGCUUUGUUGUCUCCGCGUGGAUCAGUCUCAAUCGGACAGAGGGCGAAGACUGCAAAACCGUUCAACCCGUCAAGCAGGCGUGGGUUGCAAGUUUCCGGAAGCGACUGCUGGCUGUAGCAGUUGAACUGCAGACCGUUCGUGAGCUGACCGGACUUGCGCGCUGGGAAGGAAGCAUCCGUGGCAAAUGGCCCGCGGAACAGUAUGAGAAAUUAGUCAAUGUCCAACUUGACAUGCUGACUAUUCUUGCGCAGCUUGGAGUUUCUUUAACACAGCUUGAUCCCGAAUGGCAACAAGAUUUCUUGCACAGCUCUAAAGUUUUGAAUCCAAACUUUAUCGCUGACGUCAUGGCACUUUUUUCGCUCAUCUCACAAUCUUUGCGCACAAAAGACCCUAUGCAUCAGGUCCUGCCAACGAGCCUUCUGGACCGCCUAUUCUAUCAUGACAGUCACCACGCCAAUGUCCUGUCUCCAAACCUCGACAGCGCCAAACUCUCUGUUCUCGGUGCUGUCGAACGGGUCAAAUCGGUUGGCUACAUCCACUACGCUUCCAGUGUCGUCUCCGUAUACCAACUAAUUCGAUGCGUUGACGAGCUGCAUGCGUUGACACGAGAACUCUGCGGCGAGGUCCCUUUAGCCGGGUUCCAAUCAUGGCGAGAGCAAUACGAGGCUCAUCAUACUCAGGCUUAG
This is a messenger RNA of Mycena indigotica, 2994 nucleotides long. RefSeq lists its product as uncharacterized. The transcript has 20 exons. Bases 1 to 2994 code for a protein of 997 amino acids. NCBI's taxonomy places the organism in Eukaryota, Fungi, Basidiomycota, Agaricomycetes, Agaricales, Mycenaceae. The record is from RefSeq and is a predicted model, not a curated record.